This is a messenger RNA of Drosophila busckii, 1318 nucleotides long. RefSeq names its product kelch-like protein 40b. The record is from RefSeq and is a predicted model, not a curated record. Bases 27 to 1313 code for a protein of 428 amino acids. Gene Ontology annotation, molecular function: protein binding. The transcript is spliced from 3 exons. Lineage: Eukaryota; Metazoa; Arthropoda; Insecta; Diptera; Drosophilidae.
AUUAACAAAUCCAAACACGAUACAUAAUGGAUCAGCUAAUGCUCCAAGCCGAAAAAGCCAAAGAUCAACCGCAAGAGGUAACCUGCAGUGUAGACUAUGUUAACCAAAAGUUUCACAGGGAGAGCUCAUCAGACGAGGAGCCUUGUCUAGUUGCCAAAGCGGAGGACUUAGAGCUAGGAUUGGAGCGCGUCUCUAGCCAGCAGGCAAACAAAGACUUAUCUCAUUCGCUCUUUGAGUUUGGCCAUAACUUUGAGGAUGUGGAGAAUUGGCUGAGUUUUGAGCAGCCCACCAAAACCAGCUUAACGCAAGUGCUGCGUUAUAUGAUUGAGAAUCAUUUAAAGACUAACGUGCAAAUCAACAUUGACAAAGUUAACUUCAAUUGUCAUUCUGUAGUGCUGCAGGUUUACUCCAAAUUCUUUAGCGAGUUGGAGCCGAUGCCGCUUGUCAUUACAUUGCCCAUGGAGAAGGUAUCCCAAAAGACAUUUCUAGUCAUCUAUAAAUGGAUGCUAAGCGAUGAGCCCAAGCUGGAGCGCAAGGAUAUUAUUCCUGUGUUUGUAGCCGCUAGCUAUUUGAGAAUUGAGGCGCUUUUGCAGCAAUGCUGGCAAUACUUUGAAAAUCCCAAAUGCUUCAAUGAAGACACUGCCUGUUUGCUGUAUGUUGAAGCGCGAGGCGAUGCAGCCUUGGAUAUUGUGCGCAAUUUAAUGCUAACAAGAAUAUGCAAAUUUAUGCUUAUAUUUGUAGCGUCCAGAGAUUUUUUGGACGUGCCUGUUACUCAUCUGAGUUUUUUGCUUAGCUCUGAUGAUAUAUGCGUCAAUACGGAAAUUGAGAUUUUAUUUAUUAUAACACGCUGGCUGGGCCAUGACUGGAAAGGGCGUCAGUCGCAUGCUCUUAACUUAAUAUCCUGCAUACGUUUCCAUUUAAUGCCACUUUGGUAUCUGCUUUGCGUGCGUCGCACCGAGGAGCAUAAGCUGCUACAAAAAUUACUAAAUCAUCCGAGUGUAGCUGCUAAAAUUAAUCAGGCUAUAUCCCAACAUACUUCCACUAUGUACGAGGAACAGCUAGCAGGACAGAAGAUGGAUCAUAUGAAUAUAUUGAAAUCCGCUCAGCCUCGUAAAUGGUUGCUGGACAAUGAAUGUCCUUAUUUUCAUCACAUUAGUUGCCCCUGCACUAACAGCAUUGAAUUUAAACAAUUUGAGUUUUAUCUAAGCAUAUUACAGAAAAAGCCUCACAAUUAUUGGCAGCAAAUAGAGUAUCUCGAUGUAAAUAAUCCAAAAAUGUGCGACUGCAUGAAUGACACACCUCCCAAAGCAUAAAAUAA